Molecule: messenger RNA, 1150 nt
Organism: Eucalyptus grandis
Lineage: Eukaryota; Viridiplantae; Streptophyta; Magnoliopsida; Myrtales; Myrtaceae
Product: late embryogenesis abundant protein At1g64065-like
Exons: 1
Coding region: 280-918 (212 amino acids)
Cellular component (GO): plasma membrane
Source: RefSeq, a predicted model, not a curated record
UAGGCGUUCGGAUUCUCCGAGCAAUGGCCGACUAACUAAGCAAAAUCCCCCACCGCUUCGUCAAAGGCUCAUCAAACUCCAUCCACGCGUCGCUUCUUUAUAUCCUCUCCGCACCACACAACAAAAACAAAAUUUCAUACGCCAUUCAGCGUCUCUCCCCCUCGUGUAUAUCACUCCGUCAGCGCGAAACGCACGAGGAAUCCGAAGAGUCGCGAGAAACGCCUGUCAAUCGUCAGCUUCUCCGCGCACCGAAACCCUAGGGCCCUCCUGCCAGCAAGCAUGCCUGCAGAAGAUCAGCAAGCUCGUCCCCUGAAGAUCCACUACCAACGGGGCGACGAGGAGUUCGCGCCGCCGGUGUUCAAGCCGAGGCCGUCCAAGCGCAGCAACAAGUGCCCCGUGUACGUCCUCGCGGCGGUCGUCGCCCUCAGCGCGGUCGCCCUGGUCUUUUCCCUGAUCGUGCUCCGCCCUAAUGACCCCGAGUUCGCCUUGAGCGAGGUGUCGGUCAAGUCCCUCAACUACACGAGCGAUUACCCCUCGACGUGGCUGGACGCGACGCUCGCUGCGCGCGCGACAAUCGGGAACACCAACUUCGGCUGGUUCGAGUUCGAGAAGAGCAAUCUGACCGUGACCUACAACGGGACCAUGGUCGGGGAGGAGGAGCUCGACGGCGGGACAGUCGGUUUGAAGGGGACGAAGUACAUGGACGUCACGGUCGGGGUCAGGUCGAGUAGGAUAAGCGAUCUGAGGAAUUUGAGCAGCGACAUGAGCGAUAACGUCCUGGAGCUGACGAGCUCCGCGCAGCUGAGGGGGAGGGUUCACCUCAUCAAGAUCGUCAAGAGGAGCUUGACGUCGGUGAUGAACUGCACCAUGAGCAUUGAUCUGUCGAACCGCAGAGUCCAGAAUUUGAUAUGCACGUAGAGACCUGAUUGUUCUUUAAAUUUUAGGUUUUCCCUUCUUGUUAUGGACAUCCGUCUUGAUGGUUUGUGUACUUUUCCGAAUCGAUUACUGAUCACGUAUAUAACCAUGAAAAGAGAGAAAUUUCUGCACAAAUCUUAUUGUUUUUGAUUUGUGUAAUUUGCAUAUAUUUCACUAGGGGUGCGCAUGGAAACUGCACCAUGAGCAUUGAUCUGUCAAACCGCAGUGUCCAGAA